AUGGGCAAGGAUGAGGAGAAGACAUUCACCUUCGUCAAGAUUAAGACGCACGUCCUGAAGGUCCAUAUUCACUGUCAAGGCUGCAUGCUCAAGGUGAAAAAACUUCUUCGAAAAGUCGAAGGUGUGUAUGAGGUGAAAAUAGAAGCGGAACAGCACAAGGUGACGGUAGCGGGAAAAGUGAAGAGCACAAAGCUGCUGAUAGAGAAAUUGGCCAAGUCCGGUAAACAUGCGGAGUUGUGGACCAAAACCGAGCCAUACCUGAACGAACAGCACAGCCCGAUGGACGGUCUUGAUUUAUCUGAUCAGAACAACACUCCCAGAUGGGAGUUGGAUAGUGACUUAAAAGACAAUAAACACAACUUGAAUGAUCAAGAAGAUAACAUAACCGACGCUCCAGAUUACUAUCAAGAUGGCCCAAAUAUGUCGCCGGUUUAUGAGUAUAACUAUCAUUUUCCAGCAAACAAGCAGCUAGCACCAUGGUGCUACAACAACUAUCCAUAUCCAUAUCCCAUCAUGUAUAUGGACAUGCCAGAUAUGGACAUUUAUGCAUUUUAUUAA
Molecule: messenger RNA, 558 nt
Organism: Striga hermonthica
Lineage: Eukaryota; Viridiplantae; Streptophyta; Magnoliopsida; Lamiales; Orobanchaceae
Source: the annotation of a GenBank genome assembly